AUGGGCUGGUCAGCAGAGAGCAUAUAGUUUCAUUCCCAGCUUUGAGGAUACACAGACAGAGGAAUACAUCUUAAAAAUUGCACUGCAACAUCCACAGAAACUUCAGAAGCAAAGAGAGAGAGAUGGCCAUUCCUAUCCUGCUGCAGAGGACUGCAGUCCUGCUCCUCUCACUGGCAGUGACCACACCCGCAGUUCAUCUGUCAGGUAACCUUGCCUUGGACGCUCCGUCUGUCCUAUCGUCCACCUACGGUGGCAUGGCGGAUCAUGCAGUCGAUGGAAGGAAAGAUGGCAUGUUCAACGCAGGCUCCUGCACCCACACUGAAACUGAGACCAAUCCCUGGUGGCGUGUCGACCUAUCCCGCCCCUACAACAUCACCAGGGUAACCAUUACUAACCGCGGGGACUGCUGCGAACAGCGCAUCAAUGGAGCGCAAAUACGUAUUGGCCACAGCCUACAAAACAACGGCAACGAUAACACCCUCGCUGUUGUAAUCCAGUCCAUCAGAAGAGGUGAGACUAAGUCAUUCCGGUUCAACUCUGUGGAAGGCCAAUAUGUCAACAUCUUCCUGCCUGGCAAAGAAAAAAUACUGACACUGUGUGAAGUGGACGUGUUUGCUGGUGAUGAAGAGAACAUUGCUCUGCAGCGUCAGGCUACCCAGUCAUCCAUAUACAGUGCCUCUGGUUUCUCUAAGUAUGGCGUGGAUGGAGACAGGAAUCCCAAUUACCAUGAAAAAGGCUGUGCUCACACCUAUCAACAGAACAACCCUUGGUUCAGAGUGGAUCUCCUUGCGAGAUACGAAAUCACCAGGGUAACUGUCACCAACCGGAGGGAUUGUUGUGCAGACCGUAUCCAAGGAGCUGAAAUCCGAAUUGGUGACAGCCUGGACAACAAUGGCAACACCAACACACGGGCUGCGGUAAUUCAAUCCAUUCCAGCAGGAGCAUCAAAGACAUUUGACUUCAAACCAAUUAGGGGGCGCUAUGUGAAUGUGGUCAUACCUGGAAACCUGAAGGUGCUCACACUCUGUGAAGUGGAGGUGUAUGCCGUAGUUGAAAUUAAUAUUGCCCCAAGAGGAAGAGCGACCCAGUCCAGCCUGGUUCUAGGAGAGAUGUCCAGUUUUGGUCACGCUCUGAAUGCCAUUGACGGAAACCCCAACCCAGAUCAGCGCAAGGGCACCUGCUCGAUGACGGACCGCGAGACUGACCCCUGGUGGCGGGUGGACCUGCACGAGAAAUACAGGGUCUCAGCUGUGGCCCUGACCAACCCAAAGAGCGGCUCACCUAAAGGCCUGAAUGGUGUCCACAUUCGCAUCGGAGAUUCAACCAACCCUAAGGAAAAUCCCCUGUGUGCAAAAGUGACAUUUGUGCCCCUUGGCGAAACAAUGCGGUUUGAAUGCACAGAGGCCAUGGAGGGGCAGUAUGUGACUGUGAUCCUACUGGGGCAAGAGAGAUCCCUCAGCCUGUGUGAAGUGGAAGUCUUUGGGUCUCCAGUAAGCACUUAUCAAAGUAGCACAAACACAUAAAUAUGAUUUUUGAAUACUUUGAAGAAAAGAUUUUAGACAAGUUGAGGGAGUAGCCAUAACAUUAAGGUUCAGUUUACUUCAAACACAAUAAUGAGAGUAACAUUUUCUAUGAAGAUCAUUGCAAUAAUGAUUUAUGCAUACAUUCAUAACACAAUGUAAUCAUUUACAAUAACACAAUGUAAUCAUUUACAAACAAACAUGAGACUCUAUAGCCUAGACUCUAUAUAGCCUUUAUGAUGCAUUAUGACCUAUUGCUUUAAUGUGUUAUCACUAAUAGUAUACCACAUUUUAUCACCAUGGGCCA
Molecule: messenger RNA, 1827 nt
Organism: Alosa sapidissima (American shad)
Lineage: Eukaryota; Metazoa; Chordata; Actinopteri; Clupeiformes; Clupeidae
Exons: 8
Coding region: 123-1523 (466 amino acids)
Source: RefSeq, a predicted model, not a curated record